Molecule: messenger RNA, 1072 nt
Organism: Aspergillus aculeatus ATCC 16872
Lineage: Eukaryota; Fungi; Ascomycota; Eurotiomycetes; Eurotiales; Aspergillaceae
Exons: 2
Coding region: 75-878 (267 amino acids)
Source: RefSeq, a predicted model, not a curated record
CCAUCAAACCAUCCGCAUCACAUCAACAACUCACCCAAAACCACCCUUUUCACAAAACACUUGAUCUCUUCAUCAUGGAUCUCCAAGGACAGCCCAUCCCCCCUGGCCAGCGCAGCACCAAGGUCACCUCCGACCCCGAACGCUAUGAGCAGCCCAUCAACGAGCCCUCGGGCCCGGUCACCAACGACUCCCUUGCAGCCGAGUCAGCCACCAAGGGCGGCGCCUACUCCCAGAACCGCGGGGCCCAGCCUAUGGGCGUCUCCGGCAAGAACUCCACCGUCACCAACACCGACACCUCGAGCGCCCGCAAGAUCGACCCCGACCACCGCGACACCCAAGACAAGUACCCGGAGGCCCUAGGCGGCCAGGGCAACUUCCCUGGCGCCCAUCUCCCGGAGUCCGGCUACACUGGCGGCUCGACGGCCGCCAAGCAGGAGCUAGGCCUCAACAAGGGCGAGUACUCUGCUGCUGGGAAGCAGCAGCAGCAGCCGCAGCAGAAGAACACCGAUCAGAUCCACCCCCACCAGCACCAGCCCAGGCACCCCGUUGGCCAGCAACAGAAGCAAACCGGUGCUCCCGCCAGCGGCAGCGGCUACCAAGGCGGCGUGGCCCCCUCCUACGUCCAGGACGUCCUCCACAACCUGGGCAACACCAAGCCCAAGGGCACCAACCUCAAGGAGGGCGACAUCCCCGACGACGCCCCCAACGCCAGCUACACCACUGACAUCGGUAGCGAGAACGACCCCGGCCGUCUCGCACAGGGUGGCUUCCAGCUGAGGUCGGCGGAGAGCGGGCCCGCUGGCACCUCGGCCGGCCGCCAGAAAGGUGUCGACAACGAGCAGCCAUUCCAGGCUCUGCAGUCCGACCAGCGCGCUUAGGUUAUGGAGCAUGAUGGGAUGAAAUUUUACGAUAAAAGCGAAGCGGGUUUCCUUGAUAUGAAUUUGUAUACUUGAGAGCCUCAACAAGUAUGAAAUUAGGGCUAAUAUGAGAUUUGCGAAGACUGGGUCCGUCGCAAUCUCUCAAUGAAUUGUAUUUUUACAUUAUUGGACGCGAAUACGAGACUGUCUAGGAU